CAACUCUCGACUCAUCUUAUUGCCGCGUUCGCCGAAAGGAAAGCGGGAAUAUUUUAAAAUCUUAUUGCCGUAUUCGACAAUUGAAAUUAAAGCUCUUAAAAACUAAAUUUUCUUUUUUUUUUAGUUCUGUAACUUUAUUUUUCAACUCCCAAAUACUUUCACUAUGUUUGUUUACAAACGAGAUGGCCGUAAAGAAAAUGUCAUGUUUGACAAAAUUACUUCUCGAAUUCAAAAACUGUGCUAUGGGCUACACAUGGAUUUCAUAGAUCCGGCUGCUAUUACUAUGAAAGUAAUAAGUGGCUUGUAUCCUGGGGUCACUACAGUUGAACUAGAUAACCUAGCUGCUGAAAUUGCUGCUACUAUGACUACAAAGCAUCCAGACUAUGCUAUUCUUGCUGCUCGAAUUGCCAUCUCCAAUCUGCAUAAAGAAACGAAGAAAACAUUUAGCAGUGUGAUUGAAGAUUUAUAUAAUAUGAUAAAUGAGAAAUCUGGGAAAAAAUCCCCUAUGAUUUCUGAUCAUAUUUAUAAUGUUAUCAUGGAAAAUGCAGAGAAACUGAACUCUGCUAUAAUUUAUGAUAGAGACUUCAAUUAUAACUAUUUUGGUUUCAAGACUUUGGAACGUUCUUAUCUGUUGAAAAUCAAUAAAAAAGUGGUUGAACGACCACAGCAUAUGUUGAUGAGAGUGUCUGUUGGUAUUCAUUCUGAUGAUAUUGAUGCUGCCAUUGAAACGUAUCAUUUAAUGUCAGAGAAAUGGUUCACACAUGCCUCCCCUACGCUCUUCAAUUCUGGAACACCAAAACCCCAACUCUCCAGUGAAACUUUGGAACGUUCUUAUCUGUUGAAAAUAAACAAAAAAGUCGUUGAACGACCACAGCAUAUGUUGAUGAGAGUAUCGGUUGGUAUUCAUUCUGAUGAUAUUGAUGCUGCCAUUGAAACAUAUCAUUUAAUGUCAGAGAAAUGGUUCACGCAUGCCUCCCCUACACUUUUCAAUUCUGGAACACCAAAACCCCAACUCUCCAGCUGUUUCCUUCUCACUAUGGAGGGUGAUAGCAUUGAAGGUAUCUAUGACACUUUGAAAAAGUGUGCUUUAAUAUCUAAAUCUGCUGGAGGCAUUGGAGUAAAUGUACACUGUAUUAGAGCUACUGGAAGCUACAUUGCUGGUACUAAUGGAACUUCAAAUGGUCUUGUACCUAUGUUAAGAGUUUUUAACAAUACAGCUCGCUAUGUAGAUCAAGGAGGAAAUAAGAGGCCUGGAGCUUUUGCUAUUUACUUAGAGCCUUGGCAUGCUGAUAUUUUUGACUUCCUUGAUUUGAAAAAGAACACUGGCAAAGAGGAACAACGUGCAAGAGAUUUGUUUUAUGCAUUGUGGAUACCUGAUUUAUUUAUGCAGAGGGUUGAAAAGGAUGAAAUGUGGAGUCUUAUGUGCCCUGAUGAAUCACCUGGGCUCCAUGAUUGCUGGGGUGAAGAAUUUGAACAGCUUUAUUUAAAAUAUAAGGUUGCAGUAUGCAAUUUAGCCUCCAUUGCUCUUAAUAGAUAUGUGAAAGAUGGAGAAUUUGAUUUUAGCAAGCUGAAAGAAGUGACCAAAGUUAUCACUGUUAACCUAAACAAAAUCAUAGAUGUAAAUUAUUAUCCUGUUCCGCAGGCGGAAAAAUCAAAUAAACGUCAUAGGCCCAUUGGAAUAGGAGUUCAAGGCUUAGCGGACGCUUUUAUUCUGAUGAGAUAUCCAUUUGAUAGUGAAGAAGCUCAAAAGCUAAAUGCAGACAUUUUUGAAACCAUUUAUUUUGCCGCUUUAGAGGCAAGCUGUGAACUAGCCGAAAAGUACGGAACAUACGAGACAUAUGAAGGUUGUCCAGUUUCUAAAGGAAUUCUCCAACAUGAUAUGUGGGGUGUGACACCAUCAGAUAGAUGGAAUUGGGCUGAACUUAGAGAAAAAAUUGCAAAGCAUGGUGUUAGAAAUAGUUUGUUAUUAGCGCCUAUGCCAACUGCAUCAACAGCUCAGAUUCUUGGAAAUAAUGAAUCAAUUGAACCUUACACAAGUAAUAUCUACACUAGAAGAGUCUUAUCUGGUGAAUUCCAGGUAGUUAAUCAUCAUCUGUUAAAAGAUUUAACGGAUCUAAAUCUUUGGGAUGAAAACAUGAAAAAUAGACUUAUUGCAAGCAAUGGUUCAAUUCAAAAAAUUGAUGGCAUUCCGGAAGAUUUGAAAAAGCUGUACCGUACUGUCUGGGAAAUUCCUCAGAAAAAUAUAUUGAAAAUGGCUGCUGAUAGAGGAGCUUACAUCGAUCAAAGCCAGUCCUUGAAUGUGCAUAUUGCUGAACCUAAUUAUGGAAAGAUCACAAGCAUGCAUUUCUACGGCUGGCAUCUGGGCUUGAAAACUGGAAUGUAUUAUUUGCGUACUAAGCCUGCUGUUAAUGCCAUUCAGUUCACUGUUGAUAAGAAAGCCCUUAAAGCAAAUGGAGUAUCGUCUCCUACCUCCAAUAUGAAGAAAAAACAGAUAGCUGACAUGGUCUGUUCAUUACAAAACAAAGAAGCCUGUCUCAGUUGUAGCGGCUGAUCUUCUUGGAUUUCUAAGGAUUGAUAAUUUUUUAAUCAUCCCAAAUUCUUUUCUACCUGUAUCUGCAACAACAACAAAAAAUUAUCGCCGAUUCCAAAGAUAUUGAUUGUGAGUUUUAUAAUUCAGCAUCAAUAAUGUUAAUUUAAAUGCUUUGUAAAUAUAUUUAAUGAUUCAGUCUAGAAGGAACGAAGCCUGUGAUUGAUGUUAGGUGCCAAGAUCUGAUUAGGAAUUUUAUUGUGUAAGUUAAGGCUUUUACGAAAAGCAUUGAUUGUGUUAUUAUGAAUUUACUAAUUUUAAAAUUCUUAAAAAAUGCUGUCCUUUUUUAGAUGCUAAAAGCUUUUACCAAUCAGUAUUUAUUAUAAUUAUGUUCUAAGGAUUUUUGUGUGAAAUUUUUACUGUUCUAGCAAAUAUGUGAAAAAAAUUGUUUUGCCAGAAAAAUUAAUUUAUUAUGCUUGAUGCAUUUUUAAUUUUCUGAUUUUGUAAAAUUUGCAUAGUAUCUUUUAAGAUUGUCUGUGCCUUAUGUGUUUUGUAUCACUUUUAAGUAUGACAAAUAAAAUAAUUAGACAUGUUCAUAA
Parasteatoda tepidariorum (common house spider) is the source of this 3126-nucleotide messenger RNA. NCBI's taxonomy places the organism in Eukaryota, Metazoa, Arthropoda, Arachnida, Araneae, Theridiidae. The record is from RefSeq and is a predicted model, not a curated record.